Molecule: messenger RNA, 1006 nt
Organism: Eriocheir sinensis (Chinese mitten crab)
Lineage: Eukaryota; Metazoa; Arthropoda; Malacostraca; Decapoda; Varunidae
Exons: 6
Coding region: 145-954 (269 amino acids)
Biological process (GO): lipid metabolic process
Cellular component (GO): membrane
Molecular function (GO): oxidoreductase activity, acting on the CH-CH group of donors
Source: RefSeq, a predicted model, not a curated record
CAAGUUAUAUAAUGAAUUACUGAUAGGCAGGCCACGAGAAGAAGAAGAGGAAGCUAUCUCUAUGAGUGCCCUUAUCUUGGUCACCGUACUGGCCUAAUUUUAGCUUUUUUAGGCCUAUUUCUCCUAUUUCCGUCCAGUCUGGGGAUGGCGUCCUCUACCCUGGAGGCGGCCUGGGGGUGGCUGGCGGCUCCAGGCUCCCUACAGCAACUGGCGGCUGUGGACUUGGGCAUUCAGUGGGCGCUGUGGGCGGUGGCGGCUGUGCUGAGGACAGAGAAGUUCUAUGACCUUGCGGGGUCAAGCACCUUCAUCCUGCUGGCCUACCUUAACUACAGGCACCAUGGAAGAGGCCACCCCAGGCAGGCCAUACAGACAGGCUGUGUGUGUCUCUGGGCCCUCAGGUUGGGUCUGUUCCUGUUCACCCGUGUUCUGAGGAGCGGGGGAGACAGGCGCUUCAGGACAGCCGUGGAGGAGCCUUUCCGCCUCUUUGUUUUCUGGACCAUGCAAGGCCUGUGGGUGUUCUUCACACUCCUCCCCAGCCUGAUGGGGGUCAAUGCCACCCGCCAGCCCCCACUAGGAAUGAGGGACUACGCUGGGUGGAGCCUGUGGGCGGUGGGCUUCCUGGUGGAGGUGGUGGCGGACUACCAGAAGACUGUGUUCAGGAGGGACGCGGCCAAUGAGGGCAAGUUCAUCAGCAGCGGUCUGUGGUCUGUGUCGCGUCACCCCAACUAUUUCGGCGAGAUCCUGCUGUGGUUUGGUCUGUAUCUCAGCGCCUCGGCCUCCUUCAGGGGGUGGCAACAUCUAGCAGUGAUCUGCCCCGUGCUGGACUACCUCCUCAUAGCCAAGGUGUCGGGCGUACCCUUCCUGGAGAGGUAUGCUGCCAAAAAGUGGGGUGCCCUGCCUCAAUAUAGGGAGUAUGUGGCAUCUACCCCCCUGCUGGUGCCCUUCAUGGGGUGAUGGGAUGAUGGGGGGGGUGCUGAUGGGGUGAUGGGGUGAUUUUUUUUUUCUU